Molecule: messenger RNA, 1624 nt
Organism: Rubroshorea leprosula
Lineage: Eukaryota; Viridiplantae; Streptophyta; Magnoliopsida; Malvales; Dipterocarpaceae
Source: the annotation of a GenBank genome assembly
CUGACGAAGAAGUAACAAUGGAGGAUGCUUACGCUGAAGAUGGAGAACAGCACAACAAGGAUGACGAGGUUUCUCAUGUUCAUGCUGAAGAUGGAGAACAGCACAACAAAGGCGGUGAAGUUGCUCCGGCCCUCAUCUCCGUUCACCCAACUCAGAAUUCCGUUGCAGUCGCCGUUGGUUCAGACCUUCGAGUCUUCGAUCUCAUAGGGGAUUGUGGGGUUACUUUGGUAGAUGAAUCUAGUGAACCUUUUCAUAAAGAUUCAAUAAGGGCUAUGCGCUAUGGAGCAAAAGGAAAGCUUUUUGUAUCUGCUGGAGAUGACAAACUUGUCAAGAGUUGGUCUACGGAGUCUUGGCACUGCAUUGCUACAGUGUGCUCUGAGAAGAGAGUGAGUGCAGUUGCUAUAAGCAAUGACGGUCUUCAUGUUUGUUUUGCUGAUAAAUUUGGAGUUGUUUGGGUUGUGGAUUUGCUUGGGCUUGAGAACAAUGAAGCUCCAGUCAAUAAGAAGGCAGUAGCAAUGCUCGCUCAUUAUUGUAGUAUCAUCACUAGCCUUGAGUUUUCACCCAAUGGACAAUUUAUUAUUAGUGCAGAUCGUGAUUUUAAAAUUCGUGUUACUAUUUUCCCCAAGAAGCCUCUAGAUGGAGCUCAUGAAAUACAAAGUUUUUGCCUUGGCCAUACAGAGUUUGUUUCCUGCCUUGCCUUCAUCUGCACUCUGGAUCACCCCGAAGGUUUUCUGGUGUCUGGCAGUGGUGAUUCAACAAUUUGUUUGUGGGACAGUAUAUCUGGAUCUCUCCUUGAUGCCUGUGAAGUUGCUGCAAAGGCAGGACAUUUAAAGUCUGAUGGAAAUGAAGAGGUCCAUGCCACUGUUACUGAUCUGUGCACCAUCCAAGAUUGUACUCUCAUUGCUGCAGCUAUUCAAAACCUGCAAGGAAUAAUGUUGCUGAGCUGUGACCUUUCUUCUCGAGCUCUUUCUAUUGUCAAGGUGGUCUCCAUCACAGGAGAGACUUUCAUUCCAACAAGCCUUGGCAGUAGUAUCACAGGAGAAUUGUUAUGGAUGGUAACCGGUGUCUCUAACCUGCCUGGUUCUGCCCAUCCCUCUUUCUCACGCAUGAAGGUUAUUUCUUGUUUCAAGGAAAGCAGCCUUGCUUCCGAAGGACAUGAACCAAUUGUGUUGGAAGAUAAUGAAAUACCUGGCGGAACGAAACUCCUUGAGAAACUGCAGGGUGGUGUUUCUAUUGAUGAAAAAGAUGUCUUGGCUGCUGCAGAAGCUGUGAAAAGAUCAAUGUGCAAUUUGUUAAUUAAAAAGCAGUAUCCCGAAGAGAAUCGAGAAUUUAGAAAGAGAACCAGAAACGAUAGGAAAAUCAAGAGGUGAAUGGAUUUUUGCCCCUUUCCUUAUAACUGAGUUUUGGAUGCAUCUGACUGUUGGUUGUAACAUUAGUUAUCUUUUCUCGGCCGUGUAACAUUAGUUAUUUAUGUACUACAUGAAUGAGUAUAGUAGUUUUGAGUCCUGAGAUGAGUUGAUUUUUGAAGGUGAUUGUUACCAUAAGGCAAAUAUCAAUUAUCUCCUUGACCAUAUCGUUUGUCAGGCGCCUAUUGAUAUUUGCUUUCACAUACCUUUUUCUGCCA